Molecule: messenger RNA, 498 nt
Organism: Aureobasidium vineae
Lineage: Eukaryota; Fungi; Ascomycota; Dothideomycetes; Dothideales; Saccotheciaceae
Source: the annotation of a GenBank genome assembly
AUGUCAACUAUCAACCCUCUCCUCCUCAAAGCACGCGCUGCCGUCGCAGGUGAAGGCCUCAAGGCCAAGAAAGUCUGCCGCUUCACAAAGUGGCUCCUGAACACACAAACCAAGCUGCGUACCGCCAUCAACAGGGCCAGCAUCACAACUCUNCACCACCACCACCACCACCACCACCACCACCACCACCACCACCAACAACCACAAAAAUCCUGCUCUCACGACAGCAGCAAAGCCAAACAACGACGUCGCGUCCACAAUGAAAUCUUCGGAUGGACAAGCGACGCCUGGGAUGAGAUGAGCAUGAACUCCACCUCCACAACAACCUCUCUCUACUCGCCGGCACCCACCACUCCACCAGCAGGGUGCAUGAGCAGAGAAGAAGCUCUCAGACGCGCCGAUGACUAUACAAUCCGCCGUAUCGAGAACGCUUUCAUGCACAACACUACCCGCCACCCCCAUGGCAGAAGAGCAUACAUCAGAGUUGAAGGAUACUGA